GUAGAUAGGUGUAAAAGAAGCCAGCCAAACCGGGGAAGUCAUUUUGAGUUCAAGAUGGCUGCGAAUUAGAUUUUGCCAUGGUUAUCAAUCCCUUCCCGCGAGCCGACCGUUGAAGGGAUGGAUCAUGGAUUGCACACCCUGAUUGCAUGCGACAGAGCGACAGAAAGACGGCUUCGGGUUUGGGGGCUUUGUCAGAUGCCGAAUCGAGGUUGUUCGUUUCUUUCCGCUUGCACGAUCUUUGCCUUCCCUUCCCUUCCCUUCCCUUCCCCACUGGGGCACAGAUUCUCGGGGCGUGCACAUGGCACUCUGGAGGGCAUCGUGCUAUCGUGCUGGAGGGGCAUCGUGGUGGCAUCGCCUCGAUCCCGAAUGAGGGUUCGCAUGUUCUGGAGUCUGGACAGAGUGAUCAUCGCUGCGGAGCGCGUUGGAGGCUCCCUGCCGAUUGCACGCUGCUGCGUCCCAAGGUCCCCAAGGCCCCACCCAGCGUGCCAUCCCCGUCGACCGUCGACGGCUCCCUGCCCGCUCCCCUCCCUCCUGGCAUGCGCCGACACUGGCACUGGCGUGGCUCUGGAGUCUGGCUCUGGCGCUGGCGCUGGCUCUGGCUCUGGCAGCGCAUCCCCCGGCCGUGCUGCUCUCGUCCGGCUCCACCACACCACACCACCCGCGAGACCACCUCCAUCCAGCCUCCAGGGCGCCAGGGCUCCAGCAGUAGUCCAGGGAUCCUGAUACUGCUCAGAGCUCUGUUCCGCCUUGCUGCAGCUAGAGCGCAAGUGCAAUUAGCGUGGCGCUAGCCCCAUCAGUUUAUCACUCUUAAUCGAGCGCCCCAGCCAAUCAGCGCGCGCGCCCCGUGCUUCCUUUCAACGCAUCGAUGGGACCAGUACAGUCCCCCCCCAUCAUUAUUCACCCACCUGUUCCAUCUCAAGAAAACCCUCCGAGAGAGCCAGUCCUCCUGCACUCCCGGUGCAAGACCUCUUCCCGACACUCCUUGGAAUAUAUCCUCACGUCGACAGCAUCUCGAGUCGCCCCGAGUCCACGUCCCCGCUUCCCCCCUCCCGAACGGAACGGACCAGACGCACAGCUUGCGACCGAGUGCAGCUCCUCCCUUCAACUCCAAAAUC
Messenger RNA from Hyaloscypha bicolor E, 1115 nucleotides. RefSeq lists its product as uncharacterized. The record is from RefSeq and is a predicted model, not a curated record. The transcript has a single exon. The coding region runs from base 147 to 788 and encodes 213 amino acids. Lineage: Eukaryota; Fungi; Ascomycota; Leotiomycetes; Helotiales; Hyaloscyphaceae.